Molecule: messenger RNA, 900 nt
Organism: Corticium candelabrum
Lineage: Eukaryota; Metazoa; Porifera; Homoscleromorpha; Homosclerophorida; Plakinidae
Exons: 3
Coding region: 2-589 (195 amino acids)
Source: RefSeq, a predicted model, not a curated record
GAUGCACGCCCUUCGAAGUCUCUCCGCUUUAUCCAUUUUACUUCUCUUUCGUGUCGCACUUGAUGACCAUUGCAGAUGUCUCGCCCAAAGGGGCAACACAAUUGAGUUGACUAUUCGUGUUUAUUCAAAGAACAACACAAAUGGAAGUUGUGAAGUGCAUAGUAUGACUUGUCCAAGGCAGGAGGUUGAGAGACAGUUUGAGAAGUUUAAGGCUAUAAUUUCGAGGACGUUGAUACCUGUGCCAGAGCUGAACAAGACGGAAUGUUUGGACGCAUACAAGAAUUGGGUUCGUGCAGCACUCUGUAAGAUAUCCACAAACAUCAAGGGAAGCGAUGAGCCAUUGCUUCCCUGUCUGACUGUUUGCAACAAGGCUCUGCAAAAGUGUCCGACGUAUCAGCCAGCCUCUAAAAUGAACUCCUCAUGCGAUGCUUCAAUAGAGAACUCCAAGUGUAAUGGUGAUAAGACAUACUCGUAUGAAUAUGGUGGACGACCAGCAUUCACUUGCCCGAGCAGGGAUGAUGUCUUUAAGAAUGUCAACAGUUCAUACGGAUUGAAAUGUAAACGCUGUUAUGAAUUUUGUUCCAAGUAACUGCUAAUAGAAAUAGGUAAUGUAUUGUAAUAUAUAUAGUCAAUAAUUGGACCUGAUUUUAUGAGACUGUUAAUAUAGGCUUGAGUUGAAGUAUGCGGUUAAAUAUUUGAGCUUAUCAUAUAAAUGGUUUAUAUUAACUAAGAAUUUAGUAACUGAAGUUUUCACAGUUAUGAGCCCUUAACUUAAAGAAACCAUCAGCUUGUAAGUAUUACACCAGGAGCACUGCCCUUUCACGUGACUACAAAUCCCGCAACACUUUGCUAAAUUACAUACGGGAUAUAUGAUGACUGGAUUCCCGUAUAAUCCUUGUC